Molecule: messenger RNA, 2352 nt
Organism: Acanthochromis polyacanthus (spiny chromis)
Lineage: Eukaryota; Metazoa; Chordata; Actinopteri; Pomacentridae
Gene: slc2a15b
Product: solute carrier family 2 member 15b
Exons: 12
Coding region: 1-1551 (516 amino acids)
Biological process (GO): monosaccharide transmembrane transport
Cellular component (GO): membrane
Molecular function (GO): hexose transmembrane transporter activity
Source: RefSeq, a predicted model, not a curated record
AUGGCAGAAGAACUGUUACUGGAAAGCGAUGGAAAACACAACGGGGUGAGUGGGCACCUCACAAAAUCACUACUGGCGGUGGCUUUCCUGGCCUCAUUCGGCAGCUCCACGCUCUACGGAUAUAACCUGGCUGUCGUCAACUCUCCUGCUCAGUACAUCAAAGAGUUCUACAACGAGACGAUGACAGAAACUUACGAUUGGACUCCACAUGAGGAAGUUCUCACCGUCUUGUACUCGCUCACUGUGUCCAUCUUUGCCAUCGGUGGGAUGACUGGUGCUCUGCUGGUGGGCCGACUUGUCACCACAUUUGGAAGGAAAGGGACGCUGGUGAAAUCUACUGUUCUGGUGUUUAUUGGUGGAGGUCUGAUGGGCUUCAGCAGAUGGAGCAGAAAUCCUGCCAUGGUCAUCAUCGGACGUUUCAUCACUGGAGUCCAUUCAGGAAUUUCUCUCAGUGUGGUGCCAAUGUACCUUGGUGAAAUUGCCCCAAAGAACCUGCGAGGCUUCCUGGGCCUCAUUCCCAGCAUCCACAUUUGUCUUGGAGUCUUCAUUGCUCAGGUCCUAGGCCUCUCUGAGCUGCUGGGAAAGGAGGAGCACUGGCCUCUGCUCCUGUCCCUUGUGGUGUUUCCCACCAUAGUUCAACUGAUGCUGUUGCCAUGGUUUCCAGAGAGUCCACGGUACCUGCUGAUAGAGAAGAGAAAUGUGCACGCCACCAUUGCAGCCCUGAAGAGGUUCCGCACUAAAGGAAACAUCCAGGCUGAGGUUGAGGAGAUGCAGGAGGAGCAGCGCUCUCUGUCCUCCAUCCAGACCUUCUCUGUCCGCAACCUGCUCAUGGACCGCUCUGUUCGCUGGCAGGUCAUCACUAUUGUGGUGGUCAACAUCGGCAUGCAGCUGUCUGGAAUCGAUGCGAUCUGGUUCUACACAAAUGACAUAUUUAAGAAUGCAGGAAUCCCAGAGCCUCAUAUUCAGUACACAACAGUGGGGACUGGUGCCAUUGAGGUCAUCUCAGGAAUGCUGGGGUGUUUUACUAUCGAGCGUUUGGGCAGAAGACCUCUGAUGAUCGGUGGCUUCCUCUUCAUGGGACUUUGCUGUGCUGGAAUCACUGUGUCCGUCCUCUUCCAGGCGCAGCUGUCCUUCAUGCGCUACAUCAGUGUGGGCUGCGUUGUUGGGAUUAUUGCUGGCUUCUGCAUAGGUCCAGCUGGCGUUCCUUUCCUGAUCACUGCAGAGCUGUUUAAACAGUCUCACCGGCCGGCUGCCUACACUGUGGCUGGUUGCCUCAACUGGCUGUCCAACUUCACCAUCGGCUUCGUCUUUCCCUUCUUAGAGAUAGCUACGGGUCCUUACUGUUACCUGAUCUUCUGUGUGAUCUGCUUGGGAGUGGCCCUCUACACCAUCUUCAUCAUCCCCGAGACCAAGAACAAAACCUUCAUGGAGAUCAGCCAGAUGUUCGCCGACAAGAACAACAUCCUGGAAGAAGAGCAGACGUUCAACGCUCAUCUGAAAAUGGCUAUGAUGAACGGUUACGGAGCCCUGGGCCAACACGACGAAGGCUAAGAGCUCAGAGAGGAGCUCGGCCGACGUCUUUUUCAUGAAUAAGGGGGUAAAUGUGGCCACGAGAUCUGCUGCUUUAAGUCUAAUGCGCUCACAAUGCACACAGCCAUACACACACAUUUACAUAUCUAUUUUUACACAUAAAAUACCAGUUCAUUUUUAGUCCAAGUGUAGCUCCUGUACAUUAUGUGAGACAGAAUUUAUACGGUCACGCGUUUCAAAUCAGCCAUCAGUCACAUUUGAAUCCAUUUCUUCUAGGUUUAAAGCAUAUUUAUGGGAGCUGAGUUGGUUUUUCACAGACGUUUCUACCCUCUGAGUUCUUCACAUGAUCAUUUAAUUGUUCACAUCCAGUGUUGUCCUCUUGUUGCUCACUACAGAAUGAAUGUUUAUUUAAUUGAAAUAGCAAUAACCCAUCUGACGCAGUGCUUCCAUCAGCUUACUGAAGGAAGCUAUGAAAGCCAAAAGUCACAAGGCAUCAUGUGAAUAAAACAUUUGCUGUUACUGUACGUUUACACUGAGUUCAAGGUUAAUUCCUUGACAAAGUACUUGAUUUAUGUUGUCUUCACUGAUUUUUGUCGCUUUUUAUGCAAGAGAGCUGGGUAUUGUGGCUACUGUGGUAGUCAUUUCAAGUGUCUUAUCCAAAUAUAUGCACAUGUAUACAAAUAUUUAUCACAAGUUUUUUCAGUUAUUUUUAAACUGCUGUAGACAACUUUGACUAAUAUAUGGAGGAGAUAUUAAUAUAAAUAAAUACGCUCCAAAACACAGAUAUUUGAACAUAAUUUUGUCUCUUUGUUCUCGGAAAGC